UGAUGAAUCUGUAGAAAUAGUUGCUCUCGUUGAGUACAGUCAUACCAGGAACAUGAAGGCUCUCAUUUUGUUCGCUGUCGUGGUUGCGGUACGAGGUACCGCUAUACCAGUCGCCAUUGCUGAAACAGGAGCGAGUGCACAAUUCAGAAGUGAAGACAAUCUUGGAAAUUAUAACUUCGGCUACAAUGAAGAUCACACCUCUGGUGGAACCUUCAGGAGAGAAGCUGGUGAUGCUCAUGGAAAUGUUGCUGGCUCUUAUGGCUUGAGAGAUGCUGAUGGACGCAUUCGCAUCGUUAAUUACAUUGCUAACGAUGAUGGUUUCAAGGCUGAUAUCCAAACCAAUGAACCUGGUGUGGAGCCAAAAGAUCCUGCAGACGCAACCAUCAACAAAGCAGAGUCUGUCAUCGUGCAGUCUGCUGUUGCAGUUCCAGCUCAUGCUCCAGUAGUUGCCAUCCCAGCUGCUGAACCCGUGGCUUUAAAGACGGAACAAGUAGCAAUUUCAUCUCCUGUAUUUCCCCCAGUAUCCGCCGUUCCUGUAGCCAAAACCGUUUCUGAACCUGUUGCAGUGAAGACUGAGCAAGUGUCCUAUUCUGCUCCCGUAUUCCCAGCUGUCUCUGCAGUUCCGGUCGCUAAAAGUAUAGCUCAACCAGUCGCCUACUCUUUUCCCCAACCAGCUGCAGUUCCAGUUGCCAAAUCUCAUACUACCACAAUUACAGCUGCAGAGGCUCAACCCGUAGUCUAUUCCUUCCCAGAGCCAGCUGCUGUACCAGUAGCUAAAUCUGUUACUACAGUGACAGAAGCAAAACCCGCCGCUUAUGCAUUUCCAGCACCUGCCGUACCCGUAGCUAAAUCCGUCACAACAGUGACAGAAAGCAAGCCUGUUGCGUACGCCUUUCCAGAACCUGCUGCUGUUCCUGUUGCCAAAUCUAUCGCCGCUGCUCCCAUAGCCGUAGCUGAGGCAGCUCCUGUUGCCUAUUCUUUCCCAGCUCGUGCAGCUGUGCCAGUGGCCAAAUCCUCUUCCCUCGCAUAUGCAGCUGCCCCUGUUGCUCCCAUAGCAUAUGCUGCACCUGCCACAUCCAAAUAUUCUUAUUCCAGUCAAGUUGUCAAUCAUGCUCCAGCUCACUAUGCAGUAAAUUACGCUCACAGUCCCAUUGCCUACGCCCCACGUUAUGCAAUCAACCCAUAUUUGAACUCCCUCAGCUACGCAGCACCUUAUUACAAGUCACUGUACUCCCCAGUUGUUGCAUCUUUUGCAGGUCCUGUACCCUAUUUCAAUAACAUCGAAUACCACGGUUACCCAGUUGUCAAGAAGUAAGACUUUGUAACAUUUUAUAAAAGUUUGUGUCCGACUUUCGAGUCCCGGUGAUUUUUGUUCCUUACCUUCACUUUACUUUCAUUUAUCUGUAAAGUUAAUGUCUGAAUAAAUGUACUUAAUUUAAGAA
This is a messenger RNA of Stegodyphus dumicola, 1442 nucleotides long. RefSeq lists its product as uncharacterized. Gene Ontology annotation, molecular function: structural constituent of chitin-based larval cuticle. The record is from RefSeq and is a predicted model, not a curated record. NCBI's taxonomy places the organism in Eukaryota, Metazoa, Arthropoda, Arachnida, Araneae, Eresidae. Gene Ontology annotation, cellular component: chitin-based extracellular matrix.